Molecule: messenger RNA, 2410 nt
Organism: Parathielavia appendiculata
Lineage: Eukaryota; Fungi; Ascomycota; Sordariomycetes; Sordariales; Chaetomiaceae
Exons: 1
Coding region: 378-2162 (594 amino acids)
Source: RefSeq, a predicted model, not a curated record
CAUACACCCACACCAACCGGACCUCCCAGGAACCAAGUCUUCAUCGAUGCUCAAGCAAACAAAGCCUUUCAUCGACUCUAUGAAUCUAGCUUUGCUGCCUAUGUAUCGUGACUCAUUCUCACUUGUUUUAGAAGAACGCCAAAGGCGAGCGAGGUACCAAACAGACCCCCCACUUUUACACUGGGGCAACCUAUAGAAGGGCGCUGCUGCCUUCAACAGCCGUAUCGCCACCUGAGACGCAACGCGUGACCUUGCAACCGCCUGUCGCGCUAUCGCGCAAUAUCUCAGGUAUUUAAGACACGUCUACUCUAUCCAUCCGCCGGGAGCUGCGCCACUGGGUAUUGCCGGCACUGCGCUGCCGGGUUUGGAACGGCGCCAUGUCGAGGACGACACGAUCAUCGACCAAGCGAGACUUCGUGCCCGAGAGCUCCUGGCGCAUGGUCGAAGGUGGCGAGAACGACAGCUUCGAUACCUCCAUUUUGCACGACGAAGACGACAUUUUCAUUUCAAGCAGCAGCGACCCGGCGUCGCAGCCGACCGGGUCGCAGUCCUUCAGCAUUGGGGGGUCCCAGCCAUGGAGCAUAGGCGGCUCGCAGGAUGACAACAUCGAAACCUUUCUCAGCAAGGCCGAGGAAGACGAACAGCUCCUCCUCAGGACUCCGUUUCGCCCCUCCAUCCCGAAAUCCGUGCGGCAAAUCUCCAGGGACGACAUGAGGGUUCGCCCGUCGGAGCCUGAGUUCUACAUGCCCAGGGUCGACGUGGAGAGCCCGAGGAGACCGAGCACAUGGUCGUCAGGGACUGUGAGAGCAAGCGAUCCGCCACCGACGCCGCCUAAGUUGAGGCGUCGGCGAGGAGAGGCUACAGGGAGCCCUGUCAAGGGCCGGCACUCCGAAGGGAGUGAGACACAGGACUCGGAAGAGCCGACCUCGUUCAGUGGGAGGCUAUCAGCAUCGCUGCCCGAUGCUCUAUUUGACGCCCUGUCGUGGGCGUGUGGGUUAGCCGCGCUCGCAUUCCGAUAUGCGCAGACGCCGCUGGCCAUCCUCCUGUCGUUGUACAUCGCAUUUGGUGGCGUCAUUGUCCUCCACAACCUGGCAACCCGGCCACUAUUUACAGCCCUCACGCCGGUUUGUCGCAUCCCGGGAGUGUCGUGGCUAGACCUGCCCUUCUGCCCGGACCAUGGCUUGAAGCGGGGGGACACCCAGGAGCGGCAGGGAUCGGUCAAGUUCGACAGCUUGAUGGACGUUCAGGAGCAGCUGGGGCAGGUUGUGGAGAAGUCUGUGCAGGGCGUGCCAUUGCCCAUCGAGAUCAAGCGCUCCGAAACCUCGAUCCGCGACCUGCGGACCUUGGUCCGCUACAGCACCGUGCAGAGCAAGGAGGAGCUCCUGCUGGAAUUCGACGGCUUCAUUGAUACCAUUGGCACUGUCUCGAGGGAUCUGCAAAAAUUCAACGCCCGCACCGGUUCCGCGAUCGACUGGGUCAUCAGCAUGAACCGAUGGACGUCGCGACAUCUUGACUCCCUUGAGGGCAGCAAAAGCAGCGACGGCGAUCACGGCGCGGGCAUUCUAAAUGGCCCGUGGGUCAACCGACUCUUCUCGCCCUUUCAGCCAGCCGUCUUUACCGAGAGGCAGCUCGUCGACACGUACAUUGAGCACGCGACCCUGGUGUCGGACAAGAUUUCCAAGCUGAUCGAGGAGGCGCAGGGGGUCCUCCACACGCUCUCCAAGGCCGGAGAACACAUGGAUGCCAUCUACGACUUUGUCGCGCGCACUGAGAGGUCGGUGCGGGUCCGGCGAGCCGAGGUGCUCUCGACGCUGUGGGGUCUCGUGGGCGGCCACAGGAGCAAGGUUGCUAAUCUCAACAGCCAGCUGACGCUUCUCAAGCAGGUGGACGCGCAGCGGUCCGACGCCGUCAGGCAGGUUACCGACCUGAUCGGCGACCUGGAAAAGAUCCAGGCUGGGCUCGACGACCUAAGGGAGCGAGUCGCCACGCCGGCUCUGGCCAGGGGGCGGGUCGAGGUGCCGAUGAGCGUGCACAUUGAUACCAUCAACCGCGGAGUGGAGCGGUUGGAAGAGGCGAGGAGUCGGAUACGGGCGAUCGAGAACGACCGGAUCCAGGAAGUGCUGGCAAGGGGCAAGGGGCAGAAGAUGAUUGAACAGGCUUAGGAUGGGAUUAUCCUACGGACAUUGGAUGGCGUUUUGGUUGAAUAUCUCUUGGGUUUGGUUUCUGGUUGCAUGUGCCAUUCGAAGAAUUUUGUUCUGGCUUUCCUCUAUUACUUCUCCUUCAUCCGGGCCGUCGUAUUGUAUGUACACUUUCCAUGGGGACACAGGACCGAGAGACUCAGAGGACACAACGGAUACCUACCUGAGUUUGUCAACAACUCACUACUACUAUUGCAUAUAGUAUAUACCAG